CUGCGCAGAUAACGACGCCAACCGGUAUACAAAAUGGUUCAGGGAAAAGAGGACAGUGCCAUCGAUCAGAACCCAGCCUGGCUGGAUCAGCAGAAGUUCGAGUCAUUCCUGGAACGGGAUUUUCCUGAUCUCAAGAAAAUAAAGUCAUUCCGGUUGGAAUCCACGGCGGGAAAGGGUGAAAACUACACAACGCUCAUAUUGAGAGCCCAUUUUGAAUUGGAAUUAAAUGAUGGCUCGCAGAAGAGCACCUGCUAUAUAGCAAAAAUCCUGCCCAACUCCGGAAACCGGGAAAAUGUCGCCAGCUGGAAGGUCUUCGAUAAGGAGCGCAAGACCUACGGACAAUAUAUUCCCGAGUUUGAGCAGAUGUACAGGGACGUCGGCAAGAGGAUUUCCUUUGGACCACGUUACUAUGAGUCAAAGGUUGAGUUGGACGAGGAACUGAUCGUCCUGGAGGAUCUGGGCCAGCGGGGAUUCAGUAAUGUGAACCGCCAAAAUGGCUUGGACAUUCAGCAUACGGAGGCGACUCUGGAGAAGCUGGCCCAGUUUCAUGCCGCUUCCGCUGUGCGAUUCGAGCUCAAAGGAGCCUAUCCCGAGGAAUACAAUCGCAAUCUGUGCAGCGUGGAGGACACCUUCAAAGAGUUUCGCCACGCUCAAGUGAAGGCCUACAUCGAAGCGUUUCCCCUUUACAAUGCCUCACACUUGGCAAAGGAUGUGGAGUCCUAUGGCAGCCAAGCGCAGGACAUGUUCCAGGCCUUCGCGCCCAAGAUCGAGGGAGAGUUCCGAGUGCUAAAUCACGGGGAUGCCUGGUGCAACAACUUCAUGUACCAAUACGACGAGGCGGGCAAGCUGGCUGAUGUCUACUUUGUGGACCUGCAAAUGAGUCGCUUCUCAUCGCCGGCCCAGGACCUACUCUACCUGAUACUCUCCUCCACGCAACUGGAGCUGAAGAUAGCCAAGUUCGAUUACUUGAUCAAGUACUAUCACGAAAAGCUCAGCGAGAGUCUUAAGCUGCUCAAGUACCCAAAACCAGUGCCUUCGCUCAGAAGCCUACAUCAAUCGAUCUUCAUUCACGGCGACUGGAUACUGCCAAUUGUGUCCAUUCUGCUGCCCAUUGUCCUCAUCGAUGGCUCUGAUGAUGCCAACAUGGAUAGUUUGAUGGACGACGAGGGAGCUGGGGACAAGUUCCGGAACAACAUGUUCAAGAAUCCCCGUGUCAUCAGACACCAAAAGGAGAUUCUUCCCUGGGCCCAUAGAAGGGGCGCCUUUGAAGUCCCCAAAUAAAUGUACAAACUGUUGAUAUUAUGUUUGUAAGUAACUAAAUAAAAGCGGUAGAUAAUUAUAAUUGCAUUAUCAGUUCAUAAA
This is a messenger RNA of Drosophila teissieri, 1362 nucleotides long. RefSeq lists its product as uncharacterized. Bases 34 to 1281 code for a protein of 415 amino acids. The transcript has 4 exons. NCBI's taxonomy places the organism in Eukaryota, Metazoa, Arthropoda, Insecta, Diptera, Drosophilidae. The record is from RefSeq and is a predicted model, not a curated record.